Molecule: messenger RNA, 3503 nt
Organism: Humulus lupulus (European hop)
Lineage: Eukaryota; Viridiplantae; Streptophyta; Magnoliopsida; Rosales; Cannabaceae
Product: ATP-dependent DNA helicase Q-like 5
Exons: 21
Coding region: 328-3222 (964 amino acids)
Biological process (GO): double-strand break repair via homologous recombination
Cellular component (GO): cytoplasm; nucleus; chromosome
Molecular function (GO): nucleic acid binding; ATP binding; four-way junction helicase activity
Source: RefSeq, a predicted model, not a curated record
AUGACUUGUGUACUUAAAGAUUCAAUUUAGCUAAUAUUAUGUCAUUUGUAAAAAAAAAAAAAAAAACCUUCAAAAUACCUCACCUCAAUGCCAUAAUAUCAUUUGAUAAAAUAUACAAAACCUUUUAAAAGGGCAUGUCCUUAUCACCAAACCUUUUUUCCCCAUUUGUUUAGAAAAAUCCAACAAAAUUUUUGUAGAACAAAUAUUUCAGAUAAAAAUUAGUAAAACAUAUUUAUUUAUUAUUAAAAAAAAGAAAUGGCGGGAAAUUUUGUAUAGAAUAAGGGCGGCAUCGAUGAUCUUGCUAAUCAUUUCCCGGAACGGUCUUCCAUGGAUUCCGAUUCAGAUUCCGACGGUUCUCACGUCUCCACCACUCCCCCAAGAGUCUUCAAGCCUUCACCCCUGGCUCCGAAACCGGCACCGCCCCCGGCCCCUCCUUCACGGCAUACCCUUUUCUCCACUAGCAAAUCCAGAAUCAAGGUAAAAGCCGCCUCAUCUUCUUCACACUCCAAAUCCGCUCCAAAACUCAAAAGUUCUUCUCAGAAGAAAUCUAAGGCACCUGAUCCGACCUCCGCCGAACCCGACCAGACACCGCCCGACGACCCAUUUCCCAUUCUCUCCCCAAUUUUACCUUUCCAAAUUCGUAACCGGGUUUCCGAUCAGAACCCGAUUUCUCUUGAGACCCUUCCAGCUGGGUUCUUCUCCAAGUCUGCAUCUUUCUCAAAAUUUCGACGUUCUAGUAUUAGUUUUGAUCCUAUUAAAGAUGACCCAUGUCCUCCUUUGGCGUCAGAUUUGCAACACAAGGUUCAGGUUGGUGGGUCUGAUUGUUCAGAGACUGAUUGGGUACUGCCAGAGCUCAAAGAUGAAGCAUCUGUUGGCUAUGGGAACUCAGUGAAAGUUGGAAAGAGACAUUCCAAUUUGAUUGGAAGCAAUGUACCUAUGCCGCAGGUGAAACUGCGAAAAUGUGGCAACGAAGGGAAUUUUGUGAAGUUGAAUUUGAAGCGAAAUAAGAAGUUUUUGAACAAGGGGAAAAGAGGGAAUAGUACUUCAUCAGGUGGCCGAAGAUUUUUCAAAAAAUAUAAGAAAAAGUUAAAACCAGUAGGUGGGGGUGAGACGGAGGAGGGUGUUUGUGAGGAACUUGGUUCAGUUAUGGAAAGCUUAACGAAAAAAAAGGAGAAGCAGGAGGGAAAAAAAGCUAAAUUUGAUUGUAUAUCGAUUGAGGAAGCGAUUUUGGCUGCUCGAAAUGAGGCUUCGGAAGAGAACUUGGUGAAGUUGUUGAGCCUAACUCAUGGUUAUGAUUCCUUCAGGGAAGGGCAAUUGGAAGCAAUAAAGAUGGUGCUAGAUGGGAAAUCAUCGAUGCUUGUUUUGCCAACUGGUGCUGGUAAAUCCCUGUGUUACCAGUUACCUGCAAUGAUUUUACCUGGGAUAACUUUGGUUGUUAGUCCAUUAGUUGCAUUGAUGAUUGAUCAGCUAAGACAGCUGCCUCCUAUGAUCCAGGGUGGUCUUUUUUGUAGCAGUCAGACACCUGAAGAAGUUUCUGAGACAAAGAUGUUGCUGCAACAAGGUGCCAUAAAGGUUCUUUUUGUUUCUCCAGAAAGAUUCUUGAAUGCUGAAUUCUUGUCAAUAUUCUCUUCUACUGUACUUGUAUCGCUUGUUGUGGUGGAUGAAGCUCACUGUAUAUCCGAAUGGUCUCACAAUUUCCGACCAUCAUACAUGAGGCUCAGAGCAUCAUUGCUUAAAGAGAAGCUAAAUGUUAACUGCAUUCUGGCAAUGACAGCUACCGCAACAACCACAACUUUGCAUGCUGUUAUGUCUGCUCUUGAGAUUCCUCCAACUAGUCUCGUCCAAAAGGCCCAUUUAAGGGAUAAUUUACAUUUGUCUGUAUCAUUAAGUAAAGAUAAAAUGAAAGACCUGCUGGCAUUGAUCAAGUCUUCUCCAUUCAAGGAAGUCAAGAGCAUCAUUGUAUACUGCAAAUUUCAGUUUGAAACUGACAUACUAAGCAGAUAUUUACGCGAUUACAACAUCUCUGCAAAGAGUUACCACAGCGGUAUACCUGCAAAAGAUCGUAGCCGUAUACAGGAAUUAUUUUGUACAAACAAGAUCAGAGUAGUUGUGGCAACUGUGGCAUUUGGCAUGGGGCUCAACAAGACGGAUGUUGGAGCUGUCAUUCACUACAGCUUACCAGAAAGUUUGGAGGCAUAUGUUCAGGAGAUUGGGCGAGCAGGACGAGAUGGUCGAUCUUCGUAUUGUCAUCUUUUUUUGGAUGAUGACACGUAUUUCAAGCUUCGUAGUCUUAUGUUCAGUGAAGGAGUUGAUCAAUAUGCAGUAGACAAAUUCCUUUCUCAAGUUUUCACCGAUGACAAUAAAUCAGAAGGGAAGAUUUUCUCAUUAGUAAAAGAAUCUGCUUCUUGCAAACUUGAUAUGAAAGAAGAGGUGAUGUUCACACUUCUGACACAAUUGGAAUUGGGUGAAGUGCAAUACUUGCGUUUGCUACCGCAGAUAAAUGUAACUUGUAGCUUGAGUUUUCAUAAGACACCUCCUGAUGUUCUUGCUGAAAGGGAUAUUGUUGUUGCUGAAAUUCUGAAAAAAUCUGAAAUGAAGCAAGGAAAGUAUGUGUUUCAUAUACCAACUUUAGCAAAUAGCAUCGGAGUUAUGACAACUGAUCUGACAACUCAGCUACAGAAUCUGAAGUUCAAAGGGGAAGUAACAUAUGAGCUAAAGGACCAAGCCUUCUGCUAUACAAUUGUUAAAGUUCCUACGGAUCUUUGCUCACUGUCAGCAGUUCUUACAAAAUGGUUAUCAGAGGUUGAAAGUUGUAAGGUGUGGAAGUUUGAUGCAAUGCAUGAUGCUGUGGUAUUUGCUGUUAAUUCAUGUGAGAAGUUGCAUGGUUGUUGUGGUGCCGAUCACACACCAUGCUUGCAAAAGAAAAUAUUGGAUUAUUUUAACGAAAGUGAUAAUAAUGAUCAUCCUAAUAAGAUGGGUCAAAGCAGCCCAUUUUUGCGAGCAGAUAUAAAAGUAUUUCUGCAGGGUAACUCACAAGUAAAAUUUACUCCCAGAUCUAUUGCAAGGAUAAUGCAUGGCAUUGCCAGUCCAUUAUAUCCGUCUACAAUGUGGUCAAAAACUCACUUCUGGGGAAGGUAUACACAAACAGACUUUCAUGUUGUAAUGGAAGCAGCAAGAGCAGAACUAAUUAACUUGUCAGCAAAGACGCAACCCACCUUAUAAGAAUCAAACACACUGUUUCAUAAAGUUCACUUGAAGAUUAGGAACAUGAGAUUUGACAUAUUUUGAUCAGCAGCAUAUAAAAGUAGUACAGAUUACAAGUUGUGGGUUUCCUGAUGUAGUAGCACCCAAAUGAAGGCUAACCAAACCUGUUAUCGCCUAGGGGCUUGCCUGCAAACAAUUUAGCUGUACAAGAUGAAGAGAAAGUGGAUUCAAAUGUAUAAGAAAUAAUUCAUAUAAUAACAAAAAGAAUUAUCACAUUAAUAUAUAUUUUUUCCUUUUAA